CAGAGGCUCGAGGAUUCGACGAAGAAUUGAAGAAGGGGAGAGAGCGCGGUAGGGCUUGGAGGAGCAGCAGCAGCGACGAAGGCUGAAGAAGAGAGAAGGGAGGAGGUGGGGAAGGGGCAGAGAUCGAAUUGAGGUUGGCUACGGAAAGGGGAUCGACGAUGGCGGGAGCAGUGCGGUGCCAGGCCCGAGGGGCAGGAUUGAUGCGCGGGUUGGCACGGAUCGCGUCGUCGUCGUUGCCGAUUGCAGCUCCGACCGCGGUGAUCGGUGGCAGGAUUUUGCAGCGAUCUGAUUUCGUGACGGAUUCAGGGUUCAUUGCGACGCGGCAACAAUGUCGCGAGAUGUCGACGCACGUUUCGUGGGAUUACCGAGGGCAGAGGCAGAUGGUGCCUCUGGGUGGAAGGGUGCCCUCGAUGGCCGUCGACGCUUUUGUUGCCCCGAAUGUGGUUCUAGCAGGUUCCGUUGAGGUGCAGGACAAGGCGUGCGUGUUUUACGGCAGCGUUUUGAGAGGUGAUUUGAACAAAAUUGUUGUUGGAUUUUGCUCCAAUAUUGGAGAUAAGUGCGUUCUGCACGCCGCGGCUUCUUCACCUACUGGAUUGUCCGCUGAGACCCAGAUUGGCAAGUAUGUGACCAUCGGGAAUUUUAGCACUCUCAGAUCCUGUACCAUAGAAGAUGAGGUGGUGAUCGGGCAACGCUGUGUGAUCAUGGAGGGCUCCCUUGUCGAGACGCACGCCAUCCUGGAAGCUGGUUCUGUCGUCCCGCCUGGUCGUCGAAUUCCCUCGGGGGAAGUUUGGGCAGGCAAUCCAGCACGAUUCGUCCGAGAAGUUUCUUAUGACGAAAUUGCAGCGAUUCCCAGACUUGCUGAGGGCAUUAGGGAAAUUGCGGAGAGUCACAUGGGGGAAUUUUUGCCCUUCAGUACGGCUUACUUGGAAGUCGAAAAGUUGAAAAAGACCUCUGCUCUGGCCGCUUGAGAACUCGCCAGUAUAGUAGCCCUCUCCGACCAUCUUUGUAUUUUGGAGAAGCGCACUGCGUGGAAAGGACAAUCAUCGCAAUGCAGCUGUGCACAUAUGUACACAUGGUCGUGAUCAGAUGAUAAACUCAGUUGGUUCCUCUCUUUUCUCGGUUAUGCAGCUCAUGAGUACCAGCUUAAAGAGAAUUUAUGUGGAAUGAAGGGCGAAGUUGUGAUAGCGCAACUUCUCUUGGCUUCCUUGAAACUCAUCGAUCCAUUAUGGUAAAAUCGAGGCGUAUCGGACUGGGCGCGGGAAUGCAUGUGUUGAGGUCAGGACUUCGGGCAAGUCACAAUAUUUUGGAUGGAUAGGUGAAAAACUCUUCUUUUUAAAUAGGUCAAUGUGGAUAUUGAUGAAUAAAGCACAGUGGAAAACAAAUCACGCCAAAAUAAAGGGUUCGAAGUUCUGUUGAGCCCUA
Marchantia polymorpha subsp. ruderalis is the source of this 1422-nucleotide messenger RNA. The record is from the annotation of a GenBank genome assembly. Lineage: Eukaryota; Viridiplantae; Streptophyta; Marchantiopsida; Marchantiales; Marchantiaceae.